Ochotona princeps (American pika) is the source of this 1443-nucleotide messenger RNA. It is a transcript of the gene LHX5, whose product is annotated as LIM homeobox 5. The coding region runs from base 16 to 1224 and encodes 402 amino acids. The transcript is spliced from 5 exons. The record is from RefSeq and is a predicted model, not a curated record. Lineage: Eukaryota; Metazoa; Chordata; Mammalia; Lagomorpha; Ochotonidae. Gene Ontology annotation, molecular function: DNA-binding transcription factor activity, RNA polymerase II-specific; RNA polymerase II transcription regulatory region sequence-specific DNA binding. Gene Ontology annotation, biological process: regulation of transcription by RNA polymerase II; neuron differentiation. Gene Ontology annotation, cellular component: nucleus.
CCUGGCCGGGGGGCUAUGAUGGUGCACUGCGCCGGGUGCGAGCGGCCCAUCCUCGACCGCUUCUUGCUGAAUGUGCUGGACCGCGCUUGGCACAUCAAAUGCGUUCAGUGCUGCGAGUGCAAAACCAAUCUCUCGGAGAAGUGCUUCUCGCGCGAGGGCAAGCUUUACUGCAAAAAUGACUUCUUCAGGCGCUUCGGCACCAAGUGCGCAGGCUGCGCGCAAGGCAUCUCGCCCAGCGACCUGGUGCGCAAGGCUCGUGGCAAAGUCUUCCAUCUCAACUGCUUCACCUGCAUGGUGUGCAACAAGCAGCUGUCCACGGGCGAGGAGCUCUAUGUCAUCGAUGAGAACAAGUUUGUGUGCAAAGAUGACUACCUAAGCUCAUCCAGCCUCAAAGAAGGCAGCCUCAACUCAGUGUCAUCCUGUACAGACCGCAGCUUGUCCCCGGACCUCCAGGACCCCCUGCAAGACGACCCCAAGGAGACGGACAACUCGACCUCGUCGGACAAGGAGGCGGCCAACAACGAGAACGAGGAGCAGAACUCGGGCACAAAGCGGCGUGGCCCGCGCACCACCAUCAAGGCCAAGCAGCUGGAGACGCUCAAAGCCGCCUUCGCAGCCACGCCCAAGCCCACGCGCCACAUUCGCGAACAGCUGGCGCAGGAGACCGGCCUGAACAUGCGCGUCAUCCAGGUGUGGUUUCAGAACCGACGGUCCAAAGAGCGCCGGAUGAAGCAACUGAGCGCCCUGGGCGCACGGAGACACGCCUUCUUCCGGAGUCCGCGACGCAUGCGUCCCCUGGGCGGCCGUUUGGACGAGUCGGAGGUGUUGGGGUCCACCCCGUACACCUACUACGGAGACUACCAAGGCGACUACUACGCGCCCGGAGGCAACUACGACUUCUUCGCUCAUGGCCCGCCGUCGCAGGCGCAGUCCCCGGCGGACUCGAGCUUCCUGGCCGCCUCGGGGCCCGGCUCGACGCCGCUGGGCGCCCUGGAGCCGCCUCUCGCCGGCCCGCACGCCGCCGAGAAUCCCCGGUUCACCGACAUGAUCUCGCACCCGGACACGCCGAGCCCCGAGCCGGGCCUUCCAGGCGCGCUGCACCCCAUGGCAGGCGAAGUGUUCAGCGGCGGGCCCAGCCCGCCCUUCGCCAUGAGCGGCAGCAGCGGCUACAGCGGACCCCUGUCGCACCCCAACCCCGAGCUCAAUGAGGCCGCCGUGUGGUAAGGCCGCCUUCCCGACGCGGCCUCCCGAAGCCAAAAUGCCCAACAGCGUGGACGCGGCGGGAGAUGCAGGGGCUCCCUCGGGGGGCCUCUCUCUUGGGUCCGCACUGGAUCGAUCGGCAGCUGCUCCUGGGCGGGGCGCCCAGGGAGCCGACCCCACCCAGGCACCCCGCGGGCUCCCUGCCUUCCAGACCCCAACCCUCCGGAGGAUCGACAGAGAUCC